UACAUGAGAUAAGAACAUAGGCAUGAAGAUAAGAAAAAGAGAAAUCUACUUAUCGUCAAGAUCUUUACACACGAAACAGUUCACGGACACAUGAAGGAAAUGGUACUCACUGAAUUUCCAGCCUCACAUUUUCAUCCUACUUUCUCUCCCUUUUCACUUCUCACCAUUUUCGCCGAGUUGAUUGUAAGCUUAAGCCAUCACACUCAUUUCCACUGGCGGUUCUACCUUAAAAAACAAUGUCCAUUUGCUCCACCGUUGGUGCCGGAUUAAACCUUCAUUCGCCGGCGAAUGCCACCAAUUCAACCCGUUUAUCUUCUAAUUUCGUCCAUCAGAUUCCGGUGAGUUCAUUCUCUUUCUCUUUUCAAUCUUCUUCUUUACGUUUAUCACAAACCCCCAAAUUCAGUAGGCAAAGACGAAAUCCCAUUGUAGUUUCUUCGACCCCAGUUGUUGAAUCCACUAAAUCUUCGUUUAGAGCCAAAAACCCUAAAGAUACUAACAUUUUGGUAGUGGGUUCUACUGGGUAUAUCGGGAAUUUUGUGGUUAAGGAGCUGGUUAGUAGAGGGUUCAAUGUCAUUGCCAUUGCUAGGGAGAAGAGUGGAAUUAAAGGUAGAAACAGUAAGGAACAGGCAUCUGAUCAGUUGAAAGGAGCUAAUGUUUGUUUUUCAGAUGUGUCCCAUUUGGAUGUUUUGGAGAAGUCUUUAGGGGAUUUGGAUGUGCCUAUUGAUGUUGUGGUUUCUUGCCUUGCUAGCCGAACUGGUGGCAUAAAGGAUUCUUGGAAAAUUGAUUAUGAGGCUACAAAGAACAGUUUAGUGGCUGGAAGAAAUCGUGGGGCUUCUCAUUUUGUGUUGCUUUCUGCAAUUUGUGUGCAGAAACCCCUUCUUGAAUUCCAACGUGCUAAGCUCAAAUUUGAGGCUGAGCUAAUGGAAGCAGCUAAAGAGGAUAGUGGGUUUACAUACAGCAUUGUUAGACCAACUGCUUUCUUUAAGAGCUUAGGAGGUCAAGUUGAGUUGGUGAAAGAUGGUAAGCCAUAUGUGAUGUUUGGGGAUGGGAAGUUGUGUGCCUGCAAACCAAUCAGUGAGCAGGAUUUGGCUUCUUUUAUUGCGGAUUGUGUGUUGAGUGAAGAUAAAAUCAAUCAGGUUUUGCCCAUUGGUGGCCCCGGGAAAGCAUUGACUCCGUUAGAACAAGGUGAGAUCUUGUUUAGGCUGUUGGGGAAAGAACCGAACUUCUUCAAAGUACCGAUUGGGAUUAUGGAUUUUGCCAUUGGAGUUCUUGAUUUCCUUGUCAAGUUCUUUCCUGCAAUGGAAGAUGCUGCUGAGUAUGGGAAAAUUGGAAGAUAUUAUGCAGCUGAGAGUAUGUUGAUUUUAGAUCCUGAAACUGGAGAGUACAGUGCAGAUAAAACACCAAGUUACGGUAAGGACACAUUAGAAGACUUUUUUGAAAGGGUCCUCAGCGAAGGGAUGGCUGGUCAAGAAUUAGGUGAACAGAGCGUUUUUUGAUAUUUUCUGCAGAGUAGCAGGUCCUUGGAGUUGCAAGUUCGAGAUGGACGGUACACGUGAAGAAGGUGUGUUGUUUCUUUAUCUGAAUCCAUGCUGUUGCCUGAGUUCCUGUCAAGUUUUUUUCCCCACUCAACAUGCAUAUCUGAAGGGUUGUAAAUUGUCAACAUUACUCUUCAAAACAAUAUCAUUAUGAAAUGAAUGGUGUCAUAUUUUUUGCUUCAU
Messenger RNA from Cucumis sativus (cucumber), 1718 nucleotides. It is a transcript of the gene DVR, whose product is annotated as divinyl reductase. Gene Ontology annotation, molecular function: oxidoreductase activity. Bases 237 to 1496 code for a protein of 419 amino acids. The record is from RefSeq and is a predicted model, not a curated record. Lineage: Eukaryota; Viridiplantae; Streptophyta; Magnoliopsida; Cucurbitales; Cucurbitaceae. The transcript has a single exon.